AUGGAUCAUCUAGAACACCUUAGCGGAUCCAUCAAUGGACAACAAGACGCGUUAUCAAAGGGCAUCCAUCGCAGCUCGAUGCAGGCUGGUGAAAAUGGAUCCAUACAUUUCGUGGAAAUGACUCACAAUGGAAGAGAGCAGGAGUAUAUCGAGUCCUCGUUGCUUGGAACUGAUCUUCUAUCAAGCCAGUUGCCGACGAACUUGCUAAAUGACUACAUCAAUUCGGUUUCGACAGCUGGUACCAACUCCAUGAGUGGUAUCCAAUCGACCAUUAUAGAACACAAUUAUCGGUCUUUCAACACCGAUGAGCUGCAUGCAUUGGACAAUGAGUCGAACAACGAAGCAACGGAUAUGAUCAAUGGAAACAAGGACAUUCCUGGGUUCAAUACACUGUCGUCCUAUGAAAAAAUAAUAAAUGGUAGUCCAUCCACAUCACAAAUAAACGCAAAUGGAUUAGCUCAAAUCGCUGGAAUCGAUGGUUAUGUUCAUUUUCCGUUGUCAAGCACGCUACAUGCAAAUGGUGGGUCUGCUAACGACGGAUUUGACAUGGUAUCUAGUGUAGGGCUUGUGGCGUCAGAAUCACAUUCACAUCAAGAACAACUACAACAGCUUCAGUAUAAUCUUUCUCAUCACCAACAUUCUGGACCAGGACAUUUGAAUCAUCACCAGAACAUUGUUGAAUUAUCGAAUACUGGAUCGCAGCAGCUGGCUUUAAUCCAACAUCAGCUACAACAGCAGCCUCACCAACGACAUUCUCACCAUUCGUUAAUUGAGGAGCAAUCGAAAGCUUCUAUCAACAUAACUAUCCCAACAUUAUCGCCUGUUGAUGUUCCGAUGAAACUUUAUGCUCACAGUAAUUCUAUCAUUCCUAGUACUUCGUCAGCCUCAGGGCAAAACGAUAUCUAUAAUAGCCCUAAACUGUCGAUGGCUUCGUUGAAGUCCAACAAAAGUGAAAAAAGAUUUUACUCUUGUACUACACUGCCCUCGCUUAUAACUCAUAGUCAACAGAGAAUCAGCUUUCCCGCAGUAGAAAGUUUGAUAACUUCAAAAAAUUCAAGAACUAGCACUAUCGAUUGUGAGUCUCGCUUGCACGAACAAGUGAUCGCUGAGUGUGUUGCUUCGAUUGAGAGUGCAUCAGGCUUCCUGGGCAAUAUUAAUCUUCCACAUAAAAAACGGUUAGCAAAAAAAAUAGGCGAUGCAAGAGAAUGUACUUCCAAUGGAAAUCCUGAUAUGGAUCAGACUUCAAUACUCGCUUUUGACCAAUGUUCGCAACGGCAUGCGUCAAUUUCAACAAGCAUUCAAUUGCCCUCAGCCAUGUCCACAAGACAGCAAUUAUCGAUUCAGCGUAACAACAAAGCUCUGCAUAGUAAUGAGUCUGCAAAUUCGUCAUUGAAAAUUCACCAGCCUUCAGCUACUAUUUCACAACCUUCGAGUGAUCCCUUUUGUUGUCGAGUCUGUGGAGAAAUAAUCCAGGAUCAAUUACUGUUUUUCAAACAUUUGAAGCAUCACUACGAACCAUCUGCAACUGACAAGAACACUGCUGCUGUAGUAAAUAUUGUUACAAUAAAGGCAGCAACAAAUGAGAUUCCCCUUGAUACGGCGGAUGGGAAAAAGGCAAAACCUAAGCUACCUCGUGUGAAACACACGAAAAAGUUGAAAAAUGAUCGUACUGUUAGACAUAACGAGCUAGAUGAAAAGAAUCAACACACAAAAGGUGAUUCUAAAGCAGUGGUUUCAUUAAAACCACCAGAUACUAGCUCCAAAGAUGUGAACAAUAUUCUCUUACCAAGUAACGCAGUAAUUGGACUUGAAUGUUCAGAAAAUGGUGGGGAAUUUAGUGAAACUGAGGACAUGUUGGAAGGCAUUCGAAAUGUGGUACAAAAAGUACAGGAAACCGUCGAUACGGAUAUGAACGAGGAGUUAAUUCUUGCUAAUAAUACUUCAUGGCGCUUUCCGGCUGUCCUUGAAGGCAGUGAUAUUCAAACAAGUGGAAACACGACAACCACACUGACAGAAAAAGAGAUGCCUUUAGUCGGUGAUGGUCUAGAAGAUACGUCCGAAAUUCAUAUCCAAAAUGGAGGUGAAAACUAUCUCUUAUUUCUUAGUAAAUCGCAAUUUAAUGACACAGAGAUGCUUCACUCUACUGCUCAUGAUCUGCCGUUAAUCGGAAAACCGCUUGAAAAAUUGACGCACACGCUAAAUGAUAAUAACGUGAAUGAGCAAGCAAGUGAUGAGCAAGAAAUUGUUCAAAUUCAAAAUCCUCACCUGCCCGGUAGUGGUGAACUCCAUUAUAGAACUUCCCUCGAAUUCACCUCAUAA
Molecule: messenger RNA, 2319 nt
Organism: Anopheles nili
Lineage: Eukaryota; Metazoa; Arthropoda; Insecta; Diptera; Culicidae
Exons: 5
Coding region: 1-2319 (772 amino acids)
Source: RefSeq, a predicted model, not a curated record